CUGCUUAUGCGCUGCUUUUUUUUAAAAUUUCACUGACUCACAAUGUGUUUUCACACCUCUCAGCCCCUGCCAUGGCAGCAGGUGUCAGCAUACUGAAUGACCUGCCUUACCCGAUGUGUGGAGCCUGCACAGUAGAGAUCGUCACAGAGAUGGACACAGCCAAUGCUAGGAUCCCUACAGCAAAGUACACCAAGAUGGGGGAGACGCUGAGGCACGUCAUCCCGGGUCACAUGCAGUGCUCCAUGGCCUGUGGAGGGAAAGCGUGUAAAUAUGAGAACCCCUCACGCUGGAGCGACGAGGAGCAGGCCAUCAAAGGACUCUAUUCCUCCUGGAUUACUGACAACUUGCUAGCUAUGGCAAGGCCUUCCACUGAAAUCAUACAGAAAUAUAAUAUAAUUGAACAAUUUCAAAGAUGUGGCCUGAAGACAGUCAUCAACCUGCAGCGGCCUGGAGAACACGCCAGCUGUGGCAACUCGCUGGAGCAGGAGAGCGGCUUCACUUAUCGACCCGAGACGUUCAUGAGGGCAGGCAUUUAUUACUACAACUUUGGGUGGAAGGAUUAUGGUGUUGCAUCUCUGACUACGAUCCUUGACAUGGUCAAAGUCAUGUCGUUUGCUAUCCAAGAGGGAAAACUGGCUGUCCACUGCCAUGCCGGCCUCGGGAGAACAGGUGUGUUGUUAGCUUGUUACUUGGUUUUCACGUCCCGGAUGAACGCUGACCAAGCCAUCUUGUUCGUGCGAGCCAAGAGGCCGAACUCCAUCCAGACCAGAGGCCAGCUCCUGUGUGUCAGGGAGUUCGCUCAGUUCCUGGUUCCUCUCAGGAGCGUCUUCUCCUCUGCAGAUCCCAAAGCGAGUGCCGUCACCUUGUCCCAGUACCUCACCCGGCAGAGCCACCUGCUUCACGGAUACGAGGCCCGACAGAUGAAACACGUGCCAAAGAUCGUCCAGCUGGCAUGUCAGCUCCUCGUUGACAUCGCAGCCGACAGACAAGUGGUGAUCGAGGAGGAGUGGCUGGAGAUUCCCGACCUCACGGCCGAGGUGGAGAAGACCGUGUCGCAGCAGGCUCUGCAGCAGCUCGGGAAGGAGAUGAGAGGGAAGGGGAUUCCCGUCCCACCUUGCUCUUCCUCGCAUCCCCUCAGUGCAUCCGCUCAGCAGUCCAGACCUCCUCAAGAUCAACCAAGUGAUAACGAGCUUGACCCACUGUGGCAGGAGCAGAACGUAGAAAGCCCUCUGAAAUCCUCGCUGUCCGACAAAAGAAGCCUCAGUUACAGCGACUCUGUCCUUCAUAAACCUCGACCACAGCAGUACCAUUUAGAAAACCUAAAGAGCUACAAACCAAUCAACUGUCUGAACAAAUACUCCCUCUCUCACAGCAGCCUUACUGGUUGUAACACCCCGAGAAAUUGGGACCUCUCUCCUCAGGACAUUAUCAGCAUCAUUCAGGACCCCAUGGGAGAUGCAAAAAAAGACGCAGGAUCAUCCUCCUCAAGAAGGAAGCUACACAAGUGGCAUCAAAGUUUGUCUUUAGAUCUGUCCGAGCAGAGAAGAAAAUCGUACUGUUACGCCACACAUUCAGCCUUAACCACUAAGAGCAAACUAGUUACCCGGGAGACGAAGCCAGAUGUGGAUGUGUCAGUGGAUGAAGGGGUUGCAGCAGUUCCUUUCAUCACCCUGCAGCCUGAGCUGUCUGCAGAAGGCAGACACCUGCUGGUGGCCAAAGCUUUAGCCAUGGACCUGACAGACAAUGAUCUGACCUCCAAAGUGCUGCAGUGGCAGACGGAGCUGAACACCAGAGAGGGAGCGUGGGAAAGGCUCUGCAUGGAGAGAGAUCCUCUGGUCCUGUCUGGCCUCAUGUGGUCCUGGCUGGAGCAGCUCAAGGGUCCAGUCAUCAGCAGCGAGGAUAUAAAAGCCCUCAGUGAGAAGAAUGUAAAUCCAGAGGACGCCCUCAACUCUCUGGAAAAGGGCCACAGACUCACUUUGCUGUCUAUCCUCCAAUGUGCUGCUCACGUGCUGCCAAUGCCUGAAGAGGUGGAGACUAGUUUUCUCAACCAAACGAUAAAAGUGUUCACUAAGAUUGACCCCGCCUCCGAGAAGAACGAGUCUUUGUACACUAAACUGAAAGCAAUUCUCGCUCCCAUUCUCCAUGAGCUGCGCGACAAAGCUGUGGAGGAGAAUGAAGACUCCUGAUUUCAGCUUCAGCAGGACGCGGAGGACUCACAUCUUGGGUUCUACCUUUUCUUCUUGGGCAUUACUGUGUGUUUUAAGCCAGUUUCUUGCAUCAGAUACUGCUGAGAUUUGCCAAUCUAUAGUCUCAAGAUAUUUGAAGACUAUUUCUUUGAAGGGUCAAGCGUUUUAUUUAUCUUAAAAGCUCUACGCACUGCCAGUCUCUUACAUGUGCCACUGUGUUCAAUUUGUAAUCUGCUCUGUUGUUUCAUUUUUAAAGGGACUUAAUGUUGCUUACAUUAUCUAACUGUUUGUUUAAAAAAAAAGAUUGAGAGACUUUCUCAUGUUGUUAGCAUUAUGUUAUUUAAAUGUGUAUCUCAGCUCUUUAAGCUGUUAGAAAAAAAAAAACGUGGGUCUAAUUUAAACCAAAAGAUGUUUCUACACUGUGCAGAAGCUACAAUGUGUCUUAUUUAUUCAGAUGUUCUGAUUUGAAAUGCAGCGUUUGGUUUAACCUGUUGACAAGCUGCAAGGUCGCUUUGUUCUUGUAGAAUGUAAAUUCAUUCUGAGAAACUAAUGCUAACUGUGGCCGUUUUUAUGGCAAUGCAAAUUUGACAAAGGCCACAGUGCAUUUGCUUUUCCAAUCCAUUUAUUUUCCAUAAUACUGUGCUCACCAAAAAAAAAAAACCCUCUCACUGUGCUGCUCUGUUAUGAAUGCAUUUGUAAAACAUUGAUCUGCCUCCACUGCUGCAUCGAGCAAAAAUGCUCUGCCUCAACUCAAAUGGCCUCUGUCCUGACUCGUGCUGCCGUGUGUAUCGCACCUUCUGUGUUUGGGGGGUAGCUGUUGGGACUAGUCACCGUCACCUCCCAUGUUUGACACUCUGUUACAGUAACUCCAUCUUCUGUCACAUGCUGAACGUGGAACGCUAAUGAUAAUAAUGAGACGAAACACAUACGACAUUGUACUGUGGGGAUUUUCAACAAGCACUAUUUUUUCAUUGUAACAACAGGCUACUUCUUUUUAAAAAGGACUUACUGCAAGCUAAA
This is a messenger RNA of Labrus mixtus (cuckoo wrasse), 3206 nucleotides long. It is a transcript of the gene ptpdc1a, whose product is annotated as protein tyrosine phosphatase domain containing 1a. The record is from RefSeq and is a predicted model, not a curated record. The coding region runs from base 72 to 2186 and encodes 704 amino acids. Gene Ontology annotation, molecular function: protein tyrosine/serine/threonine phosphatase activity. Gene Ontology annotation, biological process: protein dephosphorylation; cilium assembly. NCBI's taxonomy places the organism in Eukaryota, Metazoa, Chordata, Actinopteri, Labriformes, Labridae. The transcript has 9 exons.